Boeremia exigua is the source of this 900-nucleotide messenger RNA. RefSeq lists its product as uncharacterized. The record is from RefSeq and is a predicted model, not a curated record. The coding region runs from base 1 to 900 and encodes 299 amino acids. Lineage: Eukaryota; Fungi; Ascomycota; Dothideomycetes; Pleosporales; Didymellaceae. The transcript is spliced from 2 exons.
AUGCCAAUCCGUGUGCGACACGAGGAACGCUCGGAGUCUGAUACUGAUCAGGUAUCAACUCACAAUGAUACUGCAGCUGCUCCAACACCUUCCAGCGAUGAAGCGAAGUCCGAUGCCAUCGCCGAUGCUACUGCACUCAAAAAAUCUCUUGAUACUUAUCAUCAUCAGAUGAAGGACGGAACAAAAUACAGCCCAACAUCUGACAAGACAAUGGCGGCCCAGCUGCGACGUGAGCUUGAACCCUCUUCGGACCAGGAACAUUGGCAACCUGGCUUCGCAGCCAAGCGGGGUCGAGGUCAUCAGAGAAGCAGGAUAACCUUGUCAACAUUUGUACCUGCUCAAUUGUCGUUGCCCAACCAGAAGUCGUCCUCGUCUUCAGUGAUAGAGGAGACUUCCCGUUCAGAUGACACAGUACUCCGUCCAACUGUUUACACUGGCGACUGGACCCCGAAGCGAGAGACUGCACAUCAGCGUCUGGUCGUGACAGAUGAAGAUGCUCCCAAAGCGACACAGAUCAAGGGGAAUGCUAGCCCAACUUCGCCUGACAGAGACAUAGCACUCCACGAACACGGAAUCAACGUCAUCGACUUUGCUUACACCUCUUCUGCAACAAACUCACAGUCGACCCAGGCCCUGGGCGGAAAGCAUGCACGUUUUGCUGCGAGAUGUGGACGUGGUCCCCAAGGGCACUACAAAUCCAGUUCCGAGGACUCUACCUGUUCAUUGAUCGACAUUGGCGACUACAAAACAGAGCCUGCUUCUCUGCGCCUUGAUCUCGAGAAGGAAGCGCAAGGCAGUAACACGAUCGAGGGCAAAAGUGAGUUGCUGACUCUCACUGCUUCAGUCUAUGUACCACCAGCCGCAGAAGGCUCUGUGGUAAACUCUGAUGUUGAGGCUUAG